Molecule: messenger RNA, 8860 nt
Organism: Brienomyrus brachyistius
Lineage: Eukaryota; Metazoa; Chordata; Actinopteri; Osteoglossiformes; Mormyridae
Gene: myo1d
Product: myosin 1D
Exons: 23
Coding region: 491-3505 (1004 amino acids)
Biological process (GO): vesicle transport along actin filament; actin filament organization
Cellular component (GO): plasma membrane; actin cytoskeleton; cytoplasm
Molecular function (GO): actin filament binding; microfilament motor activity; ATP binding
Source: RefSeq, a predicted model, not a curated record
UAAAACCGUACUAUAAACCUAAAUCACCUUGGAAGGGCAUCCUGGUCAGACGCGCAUAACACUAAUCUUAAAAACAAAACAAAAAAAGCAGGAUCACACACUUUGUCUAGUGCUUAUUCUGAACCACCUGCCGACUGCGGCCAGGUAUCUUAAUAUAGUCAUCUGCUUAGGGUCAAUAGUUAUAUUAGGGUUUCUGAAAGUUGGCAUUUUGAGGGCUACGGCUAUUCUGGGCAGUACGGUAAGCGCUCGAAGGUCCGCCUCCGGCCCAGGUGAGGUGGGGCAUCGGCCGGCCGAGUAGAAGACGGGAGUCCGCGCGCCCCGUCGCUCUAUGUGGGAAGGCGGCGCUGGACUGAGUAACGACAAAGCGGCACUUUUCAGCGGAAAUCAUAAUGAAACCAUCCAGCUUCCAUAUAUAGAACUGUUUUUACUUGUGGACCGAGUUUUGAAGUUGCUGAACUAAUCAGGGAGCCAGGACUUGAAGCGUAUCAGUAUGGCGGAGCAUGAGAGUUUGGAGUUCGGCAAGGCGGAUUUUGUGCUUCUUGACAACGUCUCUUUGGAUGAUUUCAUGGCCAAUCUCAAACUCAGGUUUGAGAAAGGCCGGAUCUACACCUACAUCGGAGAGGUGGUGGUGUCCGUGAACCCGUACCGUGCCAUGAACAUCUACGGGCGUGACACCAUCGAGCAGUACAAGGGCCGUGAGCUAUACGAGCGCCCGCCCCACCUCUUUGCCAUCGCCGACGCCGCCUACAAGGCGAUGAAGAGGAGGAACAAAGACACGUGCAUUGUCAUCUCAGGUGAGAGUGGAGCCGGAAAAACAGAAGCCAGUAAAUACAUAAUGCAGUACAUCGCCGCCAUUACCAACCCCAGCCAGCGAGCGGAGGUGGAGAGGGUGAAGAACAUGCUGCUGAAAUCUAACUGUGUCCUGGAGGCCUUUGGGAAUGCCAAGACCAAUCGCAACGACAACUCCAGCCGCUUUGGCAAGUACAUGGACAUCAACUUUGACUUCAAAGGAGAUCCCAUCGGCGGUCACAUAAACAACUAUCUUCUGGAGAAGUCCCGAGUCAUCGUCCAACAGGAAGGAGAGAGAAGCUUCCACUCGUUCUACCAACUUGUGAAGGGGGGGCCAGAGUCUCUCCUGCACUCCCUGCACAUCCAGAAGGACCCCACUGUCUACAGCUACAUCAAAGUGGGAGGACAAGUCAAGUCAUCCAUAAAUGACAGCGCAGAUUUCAAAGCUGUGGCAGACGCCAUGAAGGUGAUCGGCUUUACUGCUGAGGAGAUCCAGACGGUCUACAAGAUCCAGGCCGCCAUUCUGCACCUGGGCAACGUGAAGUUCGGCAGCGAUGGGGACACGACGCUGAUCGAGAAUGGGAAGCUGGUGUCUGUGCUGGGCGAGCUGCUGUCCACCAAGCAGGAGAACGUGGAGAAAGCGCUGCUGUACCGCACGGUGGCCACGGGCCGUGAUGUCAUCGACAAGCAGCACACGCCGCAGGAAGCCAGCUACGGCCGCGACGCCCUGGCUAAGGCCAUUUAUGACCGCCUCUUCUGCUGGAUCGUGGGCCGGAUCAAUGACAUAAUCGAGGUUAAGAACUACGAUGCCAAAGUCCACGGGAAGAACACGGUUAUCGGAGUGCUGGACAUCUAUGGCUUUGAGAUUUUCCAGAACAACAGCUUCGAGCAGUUCUGCAUAAAUUACUGCAAUGAGAAGCUCCAGCAGCUCUUCAUCCAGCUGGUGCUGAAGCAGGAGCAGGAGGAGUACCAGCGUGAGGGAAUCCCCUGGAAGCAUAUCGACUACUUCAACAACCAGAUCAUCGUGGACCUGGUGGAGCAGCAGCAUAAAGGCAUAUUUGCCGUGCUGGACGAGGCCUGCAUGAACGUGGGGAAGGUGACGGAUGAGGUCUUCCUGCAGGCCCUCAAUAGCAAACUGGCCAAGCACCCCCACUUCACCAGCCGCAAGCUCUCCCCGACAGACAAGAGCCUGGAGUUCGACCGGGAUUUCCGCAUCCGGCACUAUGCAGGCCACGUGAUGUACUCUGUGGUUGGUUUCAUUGAUAAGAACAAAGACACCCUGUUUCAGGAUUUUAAAAGGCUGCUGUAUAACAGCUCCAACCCCGUGCUGAAGGGCAUGUGGCCGGAGGGGAAGCUGGGCAUCACGGAGGUCACCAAGCGGCCCCUGACGGCCGCCACACUCUUCAAGAACUCCAUGAUCUCGCUGGUGGACAACUUGGCUUGCAAGGAACCUUACUAUGUUCGCUGCAUCAAGCCCAAUGACGUGAAAUCACCGCUGCUGUUUGAACCGGAGCGCUGCCGCCACCAGGUGGAGUACCUGGGCCUGCUGGAGAACGUGCGGGUGCGUCGCGCCGGCUUUGCCUACCGGCAGACCUACCCCCGCUUCCUGCAGAGGUACAAGAUGAUCUCUCAGUUCACCUGGCCAAACCACGAGCUGCCGUCGGACCGUGAGGCCGUGAUGCGGCUGCUGCAGGGCUGCGGCUUCGAGCAUGACGUGGCGUACGGGAAGACGAAGGUGUUCAUCCGCACGCCACGCACGCUCUUCACCCUGGAGGAGCAGCGGGCAGAGAUGGUGCAGCGCAUCGUCCUCUUCCUGCAGAAGGUGUGGCGUGGAACGGUGGCACGGAUGCGUUACCGGCGCAUGCGAGCCGCGCUCAUCAUUUUGCGCACUUACCGCCGCUACAAGGUCAAGUCCUACAUACGUGAGGUCAACCGGCGUUUCAAAAACGUCCGUGCCAUGAAGGACUACGGCAAGCACAUCAAAUGGCCCAUGCCUCCCAAGGUCCUGCGCAGGUUUGAGGAGGCCCUGAGGAGCAUCUACAGUAGGUGGUGGGCCUGGACCCUCAUUAAGAGCCUGUCCCCCGAGGAGAUGGUGCAGGUGAGGGCCAAGGUGGCCUCCCUGGAGUCUCUGAAGGGCCAGAGGACUGACCUCGGCAUACAGAGAGCUUGGGAAGGCAAUUACCUGAAGCGAGACAGCCCCGAAACCGCAUCGUCCUUCACUUUGGUGUCCAGUGACCUGCAGCGCAAAGACAAGUUCAUGCGGGUUCUGUUCUCCUCCAACGUGCGGAAGAUCAAUCGAUUCCAUAAAUCUGAAGACCGGGCGGUGCUGAUCACCGAUAGGCACCUUUACAAGAUGGACCCCCUAAAGCAGUACAAGCCCAUGAAGAGCAUUCCGCUAUAUAAUGUGACCGGGCUGAGUGUGUCCCCUGGGAAGGACCAGCUUGUGGUGUUCCACACGAAGGACAGCCGGGACCUGAUCGUGUGUCUGCAGGGAAUGGUGCCCGCCGGCGAGAGCCGAAUCGGGGAGCUGGUGGGCACCAUGCUCAGCCACUUUAAAAGUGAGAAGCGGAAGCUGCAGGUGAGCGUGGUCAGUCCCAUCCAAUGCAGCAUGAAUGGCAGGAAGUGCACCGUCGUCGUGGAAACCAAGAUCAACCAAUCUCAGCCGGACUUCAUCAAGAGCCGCUCUGGGUACAUCCUGGCUGUCCCGGGGAGCUAAGCAGGGCCGGAAUGCGGGGUUCUCUUCCGAGCCGCCUUUGAGGACAUGUUUUCCUGUUGGUACCCUUAUUAAGGGAGUCAUUUUUAAAUGGGGAAAAAUAGAUGACAAAUUGUUAAAAUAUACACAGUGAUGCCAUACCAAAGAAGAGAAGAACAAAAGGCAAAUUGUGGAAAAAUCUUGGAUAUGCUUCCUCCUUGCCGCCUGAAUAGCAAUUAAGAUGCAAACACACACACCUGUCUAUAACACAUUGUCAGUAUAAAAACUAAUAAUACCGUUUUCUUUUUUUCUAUACUUUUUUUUUAUGAAAAGAGGCAUUUUGUUCAAGAAAUCUGGCGUAAGUCAAGUCUCUUUAUAUAUUUUGUUGUAAUAGCCACAGCCCUCCUUCAUACACCAUGUGACAAUGGCCCGACCAAUCAUACGUGUAGCCUUUGUGUGCAGGCCACUGGUGGCACACCUUUCUGUGCACAUACUGACUGCCAAGGAGGGAGCAAAGAAGCAGGUAUACGCCACCCUAAGCAGAAGCGUGUGCGUGUGUCUCUGCACGUAGCGCGCGCGUGUCCUACAAACUGGCUUCAGAUAUUCAAGGAAUAAUGCCUGUAGUACUAGUUUUAAGCAGCAUUCUAAUAUCUGUUAGCUUGGCUUGAUGAGCUGGGUGUGCUGAGCAUAUCCUGAUAACCAAAAACUGCUUUUAAAAAAGCAACAAAAUAUCUUAAUUUAUAUGCAUUUUUGCACCUUUUCUUAUCCUUUUGUUUAUAUAUGUUGUUUAUAUAAAAUAUACCUACACUCAGUGUGUGCGUCUGUAUGAAUAUGAUAGUCAUUCCCCUAUGUGUGAGUGAGUGUGUGUAUGUGUGUGUUUUGUGCUCACACACCCGCUAAAUGCAAAUGACGACAGACAGGAAGCAUUAGUGUCUGUCGUUGUAUAGUGUCUUGUUGAUUAUAACCCAGUCCAUGGCUGCAGGACUCCCACAAUGCCAUGCGUGCCUUAGUGUCCGGACCUCAGGGAGACAUACAAAGAUGGCCAAUGACUGUUCGCGGCAUCCAUUCAUGUUUUCUUUGUGAAGUGAUGGACUAUCACUAGGCAAUUGUGCAGUGUGUAGAUUUUCACUUCAGUAUGUUUUAUUUUCCUAGACCUGCCAUAGGUUACACAUGGGCUUGCAGGUGCUAAUAUCCCUGAAUCCCAAAUGUCUCUUGAUCAGCUCCAAAACAAGUCAGAUCAAACACAGCUAAUUAUUGUCACUCCGAUAUUGCUGUGUGCAUUGCUGCAGAUUACAGACCGUAAUGCAUAUGAUGACAAAGAACUAACCCAGUUUGUUGUAUUUAGCAUACAAGUCAACAAAUCUACAGGUCAUCCCAGUAUGUAACUUUACAAUGUCUUAGCUGAAACUGCUCUCUGAUGGAUUGUGUCCCUGCUAUAGUUUCCUUAAGAUCAAGGGUUAAAAAGCUCUUAAAGGGGUAUGAAGGGCCAUAUCAUUUGUGAACUGACUGACUUUGUCUCUAGCCGGAGUUAAUUAGCUGUUUGAGUCCUGCCCUGGAAUAGACUAACCAAAUCGAUGCCUAGGUGGAUUAAUAUUUUCACAGUUCUCUCUGUGUAGCUAUAUAUAAAGAUAUAUUUAUAUUAUAUGAAUGACAGGACUUCCCCAUCAUGGAGUUUUACUCUCUUGUUCAAGGUUUUGAAGUCUCCCAAUUCAAAUGACAUUAAUGAAACACUACACAGAGCUGUCUCCUCUUCAGCAACACUGUUUACGAUGUACUUGGCAUGGUAGAGAAAUUUUGUUGAAUUCUGUUGCAUUGGACUGGCUGUUCAGAUUCAGGGUUAAACAUCAUUCAGACUGGAGUUACACAGGUAAUUCAGUUUAUGAAAAAUAGACAUAUUUUUCAACUAUCAAGGGAGAUCCAACAUAAGUCAGUCGAUGACCAUGAUGAUGUCAAAACGACAUUACAUUACCACCACUUGUGCUUUCAGUCCUCAGUCAGUCCAGUCUUUCAGAGUAGGAUUUCGAAGUGAAAAUCAAAGGUGUUUAUUUGAGCUUAUUCCAUUAUUUGUGAGCAUGCUUGUGAUCCACAUGCCCCCCCCCUCCCUUUCCUCUGUGCUUCAACAAGUCUGUGUGCAAAAUAUUGACUCUGUUUAACUGAAAGGGAUGUGGGGAGUUUUAAAAGGGAAGUCCCAAGGUGUCUGGCCUAGUUAGAGCGAUUCCAGGAGAGGGAGCGAGUGCCAAACUCAAAGAUAUCCCUGAUAUUUUCUGACAACGUCAUUGAGUUGGAGUUUUGUAAUUGCAAAUUAAUUUGAAUGUCAUGGGGUAGCUGAUAAAAACACCUCUGUCUGAGUAUGCAGGAGGUGUACAUGUGUACAUAUAACAUAACAUACUUCUCCAAUUAGCUACAAUUAAAUUACAAAGAGAGUUUGUGGAUGGUCCUUAAACAUCAGCAAAUCAAAGUAAGGUGAAGCUUAUUUUCAAUGAAAUCACCAAAAAUGCAUUUGACUUUGUUACUCUGGCAAUGAAUUUGAAUAUCAUCAGCAAAGUCGCUCUUCCCAGCGAACACUGGCUGCUGUGUAACUCAAAGCACAGUCUGAGUCUGAGCUGUGUCACCUGCCAGCUGUAAGGCAGAGCUGUACAGAGGUAAAAAAAAUAAUAAUUGGCGUUGUUUUGCAGCAGAAGGGGGGGGCGGUGGGGUGUGAGCUGGCUGCGCUGUCUGUCCGCUGCAUCCGCAGACCUGACACCCCCUUACAGGGUGCCGACCUCCUACAGGGAGACAUGGGCCUCUCUUCUCCAGUUGGCAGAAGCUCCUUCCCAUGCCUUCGUGUGACCCGCAGUGUGAAAAGGCAGCCUUUGGCUUGGCAGCCGCCGUGUUGCAGGUUCGCCUUCCCUGCCUCUGUGAUGUCUGGGCAGGCGAGGCUGUAUGCCAAGCAAAAUUGGGCUAAAAAUGCGAGAUGAUGCCUUAAGGACAGUACUUCAGUUCACCAUUUUCACACAAUUGGAUGAAAACAGCAGUAAGGCAGGGUGUUCUGCUACUGUACUCGUUCCCAUUUUGCCAAUCCAGUUCUUCCUCACCCAGACCUCCGUGUCUCAAUCAUCUUCGUUUAACAUCCUCUCACCUUCAGUAGUUUCAGCAUCUUCGGUGCAGGUGUGUACCAAAAGAUAUUUUUUGCUCCCUAACAAGCUGAUGCUUCCUUUUCAUUACCAGACUUACCAUCCAGGCCAGAGAAUUGUGCCAUCCCAUAACACAGCACAGGUCCCAUCAUUUCCAUACUAUGUCUGAUCUUCCUUCCUCCUUGCUCAAUGUCCCUACCCAUAAAUCGUAGUAGCUGCAUUUAGAUUUCAGCAGUGUCUUGACGUGUCUGCUUUGACGUAUCGCUGUUGCUGUGGAUUUAGCCAUGUUGCUAGCGUCAGGUCCGAUAUUAGCAGAUCUGCAAAUGAGCAUCCUUUUAGCGCAUAAAUGUCCAAAGGAAUUGACCUAUAGAGAUGUAGGAUUUUAUGGAGCAGAUAGACACCCGAAUAUGCCUCCAGCUUUCGGAACUGGAAUCUCGUAUGUUUGGCUGCAUGUUGUCAUUGGCGCUCGGCCAAGCCUUGGGUUUUUUGUGUUUGGAUGUCUUAAUGUUAAACGCUAUUUAAAAUUGGAAUUAUAAUUUAGAAAAAUUAUUUAGCGAGUCGGAGUGUUCAUUUAUCAGGCUUAAUUAAAUCACAGCAGUUGACCCGCUCCUGCUGGGUGCGCAGGUGGCUGUGUACUCUGCCGCUGCCGUGACGGUAGAACGUCGAAGGGAACGCGGUGUAUAGAUGCCCGGUGCUGCUCCCUCACAGCCCAUCCCAUUUGGGGAGACUUCUCUGCUCUGGGUAAUUGACCUUGUGGCGGGAAGCUGAUGCUUAAUAAUUCCCAGUCGUGGUUCUUCCUCCACAUUGUCUCUUCUCUAAAAGUGGCUUUAAGUUUAAAUCAUAGCCUUCGUGUUUGUUUGUUUUCUGUAACCUAUAAAUUAUUUUAAAGGGAACCAUUAUGAAAAGUGCUUACAGUUUAUACCAAUAUAUACAUGGUGCAUACAAUGUUCUAUGAUAUAAUUUUAAUGAUUCUCUUGUGGCAUCAUCUAGCACAACAAUCAGGUAUUUUGUAUGGAAGUGGAUGUAUUACUGACACCCAUUUUCCUGUUUUCAGUGCUCUUGGGUUUAAAAAGAAUUUUGUCCUUAAGUAACAUUGGCAUUAAAAUCCUAUUCUGUUGUUUUGUUUUUUGUAACAUUAAAGUCAUUCCACUUGGAAGCAGUGCCUUCAUGACCAUCAGGCCUUACCUUGGGUUCAUCCAGCUAGUUUCAUCCAUAUAAUGAUAGCAGCAUUUGUUAUGGCAAAGUCAGAGAUCUGAUCCCCUCUUAAACCCCAUUCUCAGCCAUGAAGCAACUCUAUGUCCACCAUUAGCAGCUUGUGUGUAUUGUCACAGCUUUUCAACCUGAUAACUUUUAUUUUAUUGCUCCAAUAAGGCAGUACUCAGCAUCUUAUUUGAGAUGAGGUGAGGGCAGUGGUUUGUAUUAGUAACAAGGUGUAAUUGUCAUUUCAAAGCUGGAUGUUUGUAUUAUGUUUCUGCUUCACACAGUCGCUCUUUGAUUCCUCGGUGUCUGUCUGUUUAGUUUCCUGAUGGAGAACUGAAGUAAUUGGAUGUGGUUAGACGCUGGUGUACCUGUAUCAAACCCACGCAUCGUUGUGGUAUUUAGCAAUACAUAUGAAUAUACAUAUAUAUCUAAAACUGGGUGUUAAAUCAGAAUCUCUAGGCAGAUCGUUGGAGGUGCCUCUGGAUUUUGGGCCCCGUGAAAGCGUAUCAUAAUGAGCUUCUAUACCAGACCAAUCGAAUCGUGUUCCAAGCUCUUUAGGGUUCCCGUCAGUUAGGGGCCCUUAGAAUCAUAAUAAACCCCCCCCAUUUAAGGCGCCCCCUGAAGAUCAGGUAUAGUUCUGUUCAUAGAAUAGAAUAAAGUUAAAAAUAAUUAGAAAUCUUACUGUAUUUAACUGUUUUGUGGCCUUGCUACAUGUAGUCCUUGAUCAGCAUAUUUAAUGAGGUGUUUUGACAGGGUAAACCCUUUGGUAACCCUAUGCACAUUGCAGCCACUAUCAGCCAAAAUGAAAAGGGUUUCUCAGCGUGAUGUGCAGCCCACAGCAUAGAUAGAAUACCAAAACUUCUCACUCCAUAUAUGGAGUUAGGGCAUUUUGAAUGUGCUAUGGUGUUUUUGUAUGCCUGUCUUCAUCUUCCAAUGGAUAUAUCAGCACUAUAUUAAAUACAUGCAAGGCAAUAUUAAGUGCUGUAAGAAUGUACUAGAGCACGCAACAUUUUUAUAAUGCUGGAUCAUUUGUGUAUUUGUCAAUAAAAAAGUUCCUAACCGGAAA